Messenger RNA from Lipotes vexillifer (Yangtze River dolphin), 1695 nucleotides. It is a transcript of the gene RFTN1, whose product is annotated as raftlin, lipid raft linker 1. NCBI's taxonomy places the organism in Eukaryota, Metazoa, Chordata, Mammalia, Artiodactyla, Lipotidae. The record is from RefSeq and is a predicted model, not a curated record. The coding region runs from base 1 to 1695 and encodes 564 amino acids. The transcript is spliced from 10 exons.
AUGGGUUGCGGAUUGAACAAGUUAGAGAAACCUGAUGACAAACGGCCUGGAAAUAUCUAUUCGACGUUGAAGAGGCCCCAGGUGGAAACCAAGAUAGACGUGUCCUAUGAGUACCGCUUCCUGGAGUUCACCACCCUGAGCGCCGCCGAGCUCCCACGGGCCUCGGCCGUGAGGCUGACCUCCCUCCGUGACCUGCCCGCCCAGCUGCUGGAGCCGUACCAGCAGGGCUUCUCGCUGGUGGCCCUGCACCCCUUCGUGCAGCCAACCCAUGAGCGGGAGAAGACGCCCCUCGAGCACAUCUUCAGGGCCAUCCUGAUCAAGAAAGCCGGCAGAUCUCAGAACACUGAUCUUCACAAUGAAGGCUACAUCUUGGAAUUAGAUUGCUAUUCUUCCCUAGACCACCUGACAGACCAAAAAAUCAUCCCAGAGUUCAUUAAGAAGAUCCAGGAGGCUGCGAGUCGGGGCCUGAAAUUCGUCGGGGUCAUACCUCAGUACCACUGUCCUGGGCACUCGGCAGGUGGCAGCCCCCCAGCGGAUGCCCAGGAUGUGACAGAGGACCCUGGCAGGUGUGUGGCUACAGAGAACCUGGGGGCUGCCGACGCUCCGGUGGGGAUGGACAGAAGCCCAGAGCCCAGCCAGGGCCCGAGAGGGGAGGUGCCCACCGCCCAGCAGCCCGGCUCGCCCUCGGGAGCUGGGGUUGGCACAGAAUCCCCUCCAUGCGGGGUGAGCGAGACUCUGGAUGGACCGGAUGGGGACCCACUGGAAGGGCAUGGAGAGCCACUCUCUGGAAAAAUGGAGAUUUUCGCCCUUUUCAACAAACCGAAGAGCCGUCAGAAGUGCCGGCAAUAUUAUCCCGUCACCAUUCCCCUCCGGGUCUCCAGGAAUGGCCAGACGGUGAGCAGUUUGGAUGCCAAUUGGCUGGAGCACAUGAGCGACCACUUCCGGAAGGGCGGCGUCCUGGUGAACUCCGUCUUCUCCCUCGGCUUGGUCAACGAUUCCUUACACGGCUUGACAGAUGGAGUAUUCAUCUUUGAAGCAGUUUCCACAGAAGAUAGCAAAACCAUGCAGGGCUACGAUGCUAUUGUAGUGGAACAAUGGACGGUUCUGGACGGUGUCGAGGUGCAGACAGACUACGUGCCCCUUCUGGCCGCGUAUGGCUGGCAACUCACCUGUGUGCUGCCAACUCCUGUCAUCAAGACAACGAGGGAGGGGAAAGUAUCCACCAAGCAGAUUGUCUUUCUUCAGAGACCGUGUCUACCUCAGAAAAUCAAGAAGAAGGAAUCAAAGUUUCAGUGGCGAUUCUCCCGAGAUGAAAUGCACAACAGGCAGAUGAGGAAAUCCAGAGGUAAACUCUGUGCCAGAGAAAAGCAGCAAGCAGAGGAAAAUGAGAGGAAUCUAGAAGACCAGUUUCCCAAAGCCGGAGACAUGGAAAACCGUGUGCCGGGGCUGCAGCAGGAGGACUGGGCCCCCGCGGAGGUGAAGGUCCCCGUGCAGGCGGAUGUCCCGGGAGAAAAGCUGUGUCCUGACGGCCGGCUCUGGGUGGAGGCUGGGGCCAUGCAGAAUGGUCCCUUUGGCCACAGCCCCGCCCCGGCAGGGGGCUGCAUUGGGCACCCCAGUCCUGAUCCUAGAGAGGAUGCCGGGGAGGGGGAUGCUGAGGCGGUGGCUGCAGAGCCCGCAGCAGCAGAGGACAACUGA